AUGGUGCACCACCACCGGGCGAGCCUCCUGCAGCACCACGACCAACAGAAGCUCGACGAGGGGAAGCAGCAGGCGGACGAGAUGAAGGAGCUCCGGGGCCGGCUGGUGGACUACGCGUGCCACCACCGCAAGCACGGCCACGACGCGCUGCUCCUCAUGCUCGCCGGCUUCGCCUUCGUCUCCUGCCUGCUGCUGCUCCUCCCCAACAGCCCCUUCUCCGCCGCCAUGGACGACCUCCUGCAGCUCGGCCGCACGCGCCGCUGCGACCAGGAGAUGGCGCCCACGCCGCCGGCGCCCUGCGCGGGGGUGCCCUACGGCGCCGUCUGCUGCGACCGCAGCUCCCCCCGCGCCGACCUCUGCGUCAUGCGCGGGGACGUCCGCACCCACGCCGCCUCCAACGAGCUCUUCCUGCUCGCCGCCGCCGCCCCGGCCGACGAGCGCAUCCGCCCCUACACCCGCAAGUGGGAGUCCAGCGUCAUGAGCACCAUCGACGAGCUGCGCCUACGGGCCCUGCCCGACACCGAGGGCGCUGCGCGCUGCGACGUCCGGCACGACGUCCCCGCCGUCGUCUUCUCCACCGGCGGCUACACCGGCAACGUGUACCACGAGUUCAACGACGGCAUCAUCCCGCUCUACAUCACCGCGCGCCGGUACAACAGGAAGGUGGUGUUCGUCAUGCUCGAGUACCACGACUGGUGGAUGACCAAGUACGGCCACAUCGUCGAGCAGCUCUCCGACUUCCCGCCCCUCGACUUCUCCAACGACACCCGCACGCACUGCUUCCCGGAGGCCGUCGUCGGCCUGCGCAUCCACGACGAGCUCGCCAUCGACGCGUCGCGGAUGCCGGGAAGCCAGGGCAUCCGGGACUUCCGGCACAUGCUCGACGACGCGCACCGCGGCCGCAUCAACGCCAUCAUCGAGGAGGAGAACGCCGCGCCACAAGCGGCGCCGGCGGCGUCAGCACUAGCGAAGAAACUCGUCACGGAGGUGGUCGCGGACGACGACAAGCCGCGGCUGGUGAUCGUGUCCCGGAACGGGUCGCGCGCGAUCGAGAACGAGCCCGACCUGGCGCGCGCGGCGGCGAGGGCCGGGUUCCGGGUGACCGUGCUCCGGCCGCGCCCGGACACGGAGCUCGCGCAGAUGUACCGCGUCCUCAACGGCUCCGACGUGAUGGUGGGCGUGCACGGCGCCGCCAUGACGCACUUCCUCUUCAUGCGCCCGGGGUCCGUCUUCAUCCAGGUGGUGCCGCUCGGCACCGACUGGGCCGCCGAGAACUACUACGGCGAGCCGGCGCGGCGCCUCGGCCUGCGCUACGUCCCCUACAAGAUCCUGCCGUCGGAGAGCUCGCUGUUCCGGCGCUACGCCAGGGACGACCCCGUGCUCACCGACCCCGUCGCCGUCAACGCAAAGGGAUGGCAGGUCACCAAGAAGGUGUACCUCGACGGGCAGAACGUGCGGCUGGACAUGGCGCGGUUCCGGCGGCGGCUGCGCGAGGCCUACGACCACUGGGCGGCGCAGCGGCGGCGCCAGCAGAGCCAACCGUUGUAG
Molecule: messenger RNA, 1548 nt
Organism: Triticum turgidum subsp. durum (durum wheat)
Lineage: Eukaryota; Viridiplantae; Streptophyta; Magnoliopsida; Poales; Poaceae
Source: the annotation of a GenBank genome assembly